AUGGUGCGCACACUGCCCGUCAGCACGGCCGCCUUCAGCGACGGGGCGCUGUCGGUGGCGCCCAUGAUGGACUACACGAACCGCUUUCUCCGCUACCUGCUGCGGCGCGUCACGCGGCGGACGACGCUGUACACCGAGAUGGUGACGGCGAACACGCUCGUGCACUGCGACCCGGGUGAGCUCCCGCGCUUCCUCGAGCACGACGGCGACAACGAGCACCCGGUUGUGCUGCAGAUUGGCGGGAGCGACCCGGCGAUGCUGCGGCGCGCGUCGGCGCUCGGUGCGUCGUGGGGCUACGACGCCAUCAACCUGAACUGCGGCUGCCCCUCCGACCGCGUGGCGGGCUCGGGAUGCUUCGGCGCCGCGCUCAUGCGCGAGCCGUCCCUCGUCGGCGACUGCUGCGCCGCGAUGUCUGAGGGCGCGCCGGGCGUGCCCAUCUCAGUCAAGUGCCGCAUCGGGGUCGUCGGCUCGGCGGCCGAGGCGAUCGGCGCCGACGAGGCGGGAGCCGCCUUUGCGCGGGCGCGCGAGAGCCCACGCGGCGUCUCCCACUUUGCGGUGCACGCGAGGCAGGCGGUGCUCGGCGGCCUCUCCCCCGCGCAGAACCGGCAGGUCCCCCCGCUGCACUACGGCGUGGUCGAGCGGCUGGCUGCGGCGCUGCCGCACCUCUCCUUCUCGCUCAACGGCGGCGACCUCGACGCGGCGCGAGCGAUCCUGCUCGCCGGCGCCGACUCGCCCUCGGACGGGCGGCUGAGCGGCGUCAUGGUCGGGCGCGCGGUGGUGAGCCGGCCGUGGCGGCGGCGGCUGCUCGAGGAGUACGCCGCGUGGGGCGACGCCAUCGAGGCGACCACGCCGCAGCGCAUCCGGCGGCUCGUGCUGGCGCCGGCGCUGAACCUCUUUGCAGGCAGCGAGCCGCGCGGCAAAAAGUUCCGCGCGGCGCUCGACACGCGCGCAAAGGACGACUCGCUCGGCUUCUCCUCGCUGCUGCUGGGCGUUCGGAGGUGGGGGUGUGUCCCGGUCCAUAUCCCGGGGGUGUUUCUCUUCUUAUCCGUUACCAUGUAG
Emiliania huxleyi CCMP1516 is the source of this 1059-nucleotide messenger RNA. RefSeq lists its product as hypothetical. Gene Ontology annotation, molecular function: flavin adenine dinucleotide binding; tRNA dihydrouridine synthase activity. NCBI's taxonomy places the organism in Eukaryota, Haptophyta, Isochrysidales, Noelaerhabdaceae. Bases 1 to 1059 code for a protein of 352 amino acids. Gene Ontology annotation, biological process: tRNA dihydrouridine synthesis. The transcript has 6 exons. The record is from RefSeq and is a predicted model, not a curated record.